This is a messenger RNA of Calliphora vicina (urban bluebottle blowfly), 1356 nucleotides long. Its product is annotated as odorant receptor 67d-like. The coding region runs from base 1 to 1356 and encodes 451 amino acids. Gene Ontology annotation, cellular component: plasma membrane. Gene Ontology annotation, molecular function: odorant binding; olfactory receptor activity. The transcript is spliced from 5 exons. Gene Ontology annotation, biological process: detection of chemical stimulus involved in sensory perception of smell; sensory perception of smell. The record is from RefSeq and is a predicted model, not a curated record. NCBI's taxonomy places the organism in Eukaryota, Metazoa, Arthropoda, Insecta, Diptera, Calliphoridae.
AUGUUUGCGAGCAGCAAUAGUCAUCCGAAAGCUGGGAAAUUGGGUACCAUACAAACUGAAGCCGAUAGAUGCUUGAGCGCCAUAAAAGAAAAUCAUUUUAGCACCAUUACUUGCGAUGAAAAAUUAAUCCAUCGCGAUAAAUCGAAGUUACCAUUUGCAAUUUCCCCGACACAGGAUAAAGUUAUGGCUAAAAAUUGUUAUGACCGUUUUAAGAAAAUUACAAAAAUGGCAAGAUUAAUGGGAGCUUUCUGUGGUGCGGAUGUAAUAAAACCAAACUACAAAAUGAACCCGUUAACAUGGCUAGUCAUUUUUGCCAUUAAUGCCUUUUUUGGCUGUACAAUUUAUACCAUUUACAUGGGAAUGGUAGUUGAUGGAGAUUGGAAGGUUCUUUUACAGGCCCUCAGUUUAGCUGGAAGUGCAGUGCAAGGUUACAGCAAAUUAAUAUUGUGUAUUUAUCGUCGUUUGGUUAUGAUUUCUAUGGAUCAACAACUGAACAAUAUAUACAAGGAGUAUCAAAAUGAUAAGGACUACAUAACAAUUCUGCGUUAUCGCACUGACUUGGCCACCAAAAUGUUGAAAACUGUGAUGGGGGUCUAUAUAGUUCUUGUGUCCACAAUAAUUAUGUAUCCUCUGAUUUAUGGCUUGCUGUAUAAUCAGAAAAUGUUUGUAAUGCAAUUUUUAUUGCCCGGCAUAGACCCAUCUACUCAAUUUGGUUAUAUUCUUCAUAAUGUUGUUCAUGUUUGCCUUAUGAUUUUGGGAGGUUUUGGAAAUUUUGCGAGUGACUUGUAUACUUGUAUAUUCAUUAUAAAUAUACCCUUGUUGAAGGAUAUAUUGAAGAUUAAAUUUGAGAAAUUGAAUCAGGUGGCACUCAAUUGUAGGGAUACGAAGAAGACGUUGCCACUGUUAAUGGAAAUUGUUGAAUGGCAUCAGAAUUAUAAUACAUUUGUUCAACAAGUUGAAGAAGUCUACUACGGAAUCAUAUUUAUUCAAGUUGUUUCUUCGGUGGUGAGCAUUUGCGGCACCCUUUUUUCCAUUGUCAUUCGCAGUUGGCCAGCCGCCUUUGCUUAUUUGCUGUUAAGCACAAUAACGUUGUAUGCGUAUUGUGGACUUGGUAAUUUGGUGGAAAUAUCCAAUGAUGAAGUAAUCAAUAUCAUUUAUUGCGAUUGUUUGUGGUAUGAAUUGUCUGUGCCAGAACAAAAAAUAAUUAUCUUGAUGAUACGAAAGGCCCAAAAACCACUAACAUUGACUAUAGGGCACGUCAUGCCCUUAUCUAUGAGUACGGCUCUACAGUUGACAAAAGCUAUUUAUAGUUAUAUGAUGAUGCUGGUGAAUUUCUUGAAAAUGGAUGAUAUCUAA